GAAUAUUGGUAGCUCGCAUGUUGAGUACCAGAUCGGCGUGAAGGCCGAGGACGGCGGCGAGUGGGUGGUCUCCCGCCGCUACCGCGAGUUUCAGAGCCUCCAGGCUUCCCUACGCGCGGUGGCCGCUCCUCCGCCCUUGCCGGAAAGGCGCUUUCAUGGAGCCGGAGCGCUGUUCAUGGGGCCCCCCACUGAGGCCUUCCUGGCCGCACGCCAGGCGGCGCUGCAGGAGUUCCUCGAGGCCGCCCUGGCGAGGCAGCACACGGAGCUUGGCCUCGGGGAGGCGCUUCGUCAAUUCUUGGGAUUUCCACCGGCGAGGGAGGAGAAGGUACCUUCGACCCUGGAGUGGCUGCGACGGCCGCUGCAGCGACCGAGGAGUUUCGGCCCUGGCACGGAUGUGCCGCUGUCGCCCGUGGAAGCACCUUUCUUGGCUCCUGGUUUGGCCAGAGCGGCAGGGCUGCUUGCAGCCAGGCGGCUGCAGGCGGCCUCCUCCAGCACCGCGCGAGCGCUCGCCGACUCCUGGGACGAGUUAAUGGCUGCAAAUGUUCGCAUCGUGCUGCUCUGCAACCCGGUCUCCGGGAGUGACGAGGCCUGGUCGUUUGAUCCGAACACCGGUUCCUACCAACGCCUUGCAGCGCCUCUGAAGCCGCGGAUCAGCCCGGGUCUCGCAGCGACGAAGGGCUUUUGCUUCGUCGUGGGAAGCACCGGCUCUUCGUUGCUCCAAAGAGCCUGCACCAGUGCAGACAAUCCCUGGGCCAGGAGCUGGGGUGAGCGGCUGGUAGACGUUAGCUUCGGAGAACGCGGCUGCUGGGAACCCCUUCCCCGUGGCGGCGAAGGCGAUGGCACCCAUGUAGCCGCCUGUGCCGGGCGCGGCUGCGUCUACGCCUUCGGCGGCCUUCAGACAGGGAAGCCGAGCUCCCAGGCACUCCGCCUAGACCUUCGCACGGGCCUGUGGCAGCCACUGCCGCGGCUGCCGACACCCAGAUUCGAGUGUGCCGCCGUCUUUGUCCACGAUCUGUGCAUCGUCGCUGGCGGAGCGUCCGUGGCGGGCGCAGCGACGGACGUGGUCGAGGGCUUCGCGCCAUCGGAAGGUAAGCAUGGCCGCUGGCGGAGCUUACCAUCCCUAAGACAGCCUCGUUUCGCCUUCGCGAUGGUGGCAGCUCCAGGCCCUUCAGGGCAAGCCCUCUACGCCAUCGGCGGUCUCUGUAGCGGCAUCACCCUGGCGGUCGUGGAGCGACUGGACCUCAGCCGACCAACUGCAUGGGAGUUCACGGAACCUCUCGGGCAGCCUCGCCACCACUGCGGCGCAGCCACGGCGGCAGGAAAGAUCUUUGUUUUCGGCGGCUGCAACGGCGCAGAU
This is a messenger RNA of Symbiodinium sp. CCMP2456, 1357 nucleotides long. Lineage: Eukaryota; Dinophyceae; Suessiales; Symbiodiniaceae. The record is from the annotation of a GenBank genome assembly.